This is a messenger RNA of Xylona heveae TC161, 696 nucleotides long. RefSeq lists its product as hypothetical. Bases 1 to 696 code for a protein of 231 amino acids. The transcript has 2 exons. The record is from RefSeq and is a predicted model, not a curated record. NCBI's taxonomy places the organism in Eukaryota, Fungi, Ascomycota, Xylonomycetes, Xylonales, Xylonaceae.
AUGCCCACGGACCAGGAUGUGUCCUCUCCGACUGACAGAUCCCGGUCAAACUCCGUGCCCACAUCCUCUGCUUCCUCGCACGCGCCUGUAACAGCUGCCAACAAGCGCAGUCAACCGUCGCAUCCUUCGGAAUCUCCAGCAAAGAAGCAAUCGAAGUGGUCGCCUGAAGAGGAUGCUCUCAUCAUCGAUUUGAGGGGAAAAGGAAUGAAAUGGGAAGAUAUCAGCAAGAGGUUGGCCGGACGAAGCGCAAUCAGUUGUAGGUUACACUAUCAAAAUUACCUCGAGAGAAGAAGCGAAUGGGAUGAGGAGAAGAAAAACAAGCUCGCAAGGCUAUAUGAGAGAUUUAAGCCAGAAAUGUGGGCCAAGGUGGCGGAAGAAAUGGCUAUCCCAUGGCGGGCGGCAGAGGCCAUGCAUUGGCAGCUGGGAGAACAAGACAUGGCACGUCGAGCAGGCGUUGUACCGUUUUCGCUAUCAAGUACUUCGACAGAACCAGCGCAAAGAGGUCGAAGACCAAGUCUUGGAACAUCGCGAUCAAGAAGAGAGUCCGCCCCACGAGCUAUAGGGCCACCUCCGCAGCUCCCUCCAGUUUCGGAGGUCACGGCUGGGGCUUAUCCAUUGCCCUUUGAUCGACCUAUGGAAAGGAAAGGAUUGUCUCCACCAGAGCCGUUUGGCGGGGUACCUCGCAGGUACAGAUAG